UGGCUGAUUGUUGGUUUUUAAAAAGUUAAAAACAAGCAAGUCAUAUUUUAAAUGAAAAAUUAUAUAAAAAUUAACGUCGUUGAGCACCAGAUAAAUAGUAUUGUACUAACGAAUAUAGAGUUUAUAUUCGCUGUUCGUACAUUGAUCAGUAACUAAAGCAGAAUUUAUUUACAUAUAAAUUUUAGGAAAGCCGUAGGUAUACAAGAACUAAUAGAUCGUUUUUUAGAACUACUCAUCCUCAUAAGUAGUGUACCUAUCCUUUUGAUAGAGAGGAUCUACUAAAAACUGAUUUCUAAAAGCAUAGCCUAUGUGCAGCUAACUUUUAAGAUAAGAUAAAUACAAAUUCCAGAAACUUUUAUUUGUUUAUUGCCCACUGUUAUUCCAAAUCCAACAUUACAGCACAAUGCCACAUCUAGAGGUGUGCAAUGUUACAUUGGAGGGAUCUAGUUCUGGAUACCAUGUUUUAAAUGAUCACAGUUACGCUCGUUACAUAAAUGUACAGUCUGAUAUGGAAGAUAACAAUGGAAUUAAAAAAGAGUUUAUUGAACAUGACAACGAGAAUAAGCUAGUGACAUCAAUAGAUUUUCCAGGGGUGAAAAAUGACCCAGAAGUCAAAAUGGAGGAAGAAUUUGGUGAAUAUAGCCAAGAGAGUAAGUUCAUCUCAUCACUAGAUUUCCCAGAGGUAAACCAUGACCCAAAAAAAGAGUGCUCAGAUAUGGAAAUUAAUGUUGGAAUUAAGGAAGAAAUUGUUGAAUAUGACCAAGAGAGUAACAUUACAUUAAUAGAUCUCACAGAUAUGGAAAAUGGACCCAAGGAAGAUUACUCAGAUAUGGAAAUUAAUGUUGGAAUUAAGGAAGAAGUUGUUGAAUAUGACCAAGAGCGUAAGAUUACAUUAAUAGAUCUCACACAUAUGGACAAUGGACCCAAGGAAGAUUACUCAGGUAUGGAAGUUAAAGUUGAAUGUAAGGAAGAGCUGGAUGAAUUUGAUCAAGAGAGUCAGUUAUCCAGAUCAGUAGAUCUCCCAGAUGUGAAGAAUGACCUAGAGGAAGAUUACACAGGAGACACAAGUUUUGUUCACAAGGAGCAUGGAAUGGAAAUCAUGACAGCAUUAACUGAACAAUCAUGUAAUAAAGAAAAACACGUCAGCCAACAUGGCGAAGAAGAAACAUCAAAAUUUGCAACUACUUCAAAGGAGUCUUCCCAUAAGAAUGAUUUAAAUGAGUAUGUGGAAGUUGACACUGGCGGAGGCCCCUAUAAAUGUAACGUUUGUAAUAAGGAGUUUGCUGAAAGACGUGAUAUAAGUAGACAUAUGGAAUUCCACGUCAGUGGAGAAACACAUUUUAAAUGUGUAACUUGUUGCACGCCGUUUAUUCAUAUAAGUAAUUUAGAUGAGCAUAUAAAAAAUCACUCUGGAUAUAAACCUCACAAAUGUAACAUUUGCAAUGAGGAGUUUGCUCAUAAAAAUAGUUUAUAUGCACAUAUGAGACUUCACACUGCCGAAAAAUGUUAUAAAUGUGACAUUUGUCUUAAGCAGUUUAAACAUGAAAGUAAUUUUAAAGUACAUUUGAGAGUGCACACCGGAGAAAAAGAUUACAAGUGUGAAAUUUGUUGUAAGCAGUUUUCUCAGAAAGAUUAUUUGAAAAUGCAUUUGAGAGUGCACACUGGGGAAAAACCUUAUAAGUGUAAAAUUUGUAUAAAGCGAUUUGCUAGAAAAGGUGAUUUGAACAAACACUUAAUAGUGCACACUGAAGAAAAACCUUAUAAGUGUAAAAUUUGUAUAAAGCGAUUUGCUAGAAAAGGUGAUUUGAACAAACACUUAAGAGUGCACACUAAAGAAAAACCUUAUAAGUGUAAAAUUUGUAUAAAGCGAUUUGCUACAAAAGGUGAGUUGAACCAACACUUAAGAGUGCACACUGUAGAAAUAGCUUACAAGUGUGAAAUUUGUUUUAAGCAGUUCACUCAUAAAACUUAUUUGGAUGCGCAUACGAAAGUUCACACUGGAGAGACGCCUCAUAAGUGUGAAAUUUGUUUAGAACCAUUUUCUGCAGCAGGUUAUUUGAGAAUGCAUUUGAAAGUACACACUAAAGAAAAGAAUUACAAGUGUGAAAUUUGUUUUAAGCAAUUCAAACUAGAUGAAAAUUUAAAGGAGCAUAUGAACGUUCACACCGUUAAAAUAUCUUUGGAUGCGGAUGAGACAGUUCACACUAGAAAAGCGCCUUACGAGUGUAACAUUUGUUUUAAGCAGUUUAUGGACGCAAGUAAUUUGAAACUACAUUUGAAAGUACACACUGAAGAAAAUAAUUACAAGUGUGAAAUUUGUUUUAAGCAGUUCAAACUAGAUGAAAAUUUAAAGAUGCAUAUGAACGUUCACACCGUUAAAAUAUCUUUGGAUGCUGAUGAGACAGUUCACACUAGAAAAGCGCCUUACGAGUGUAACAUUUGUUUUAAGCAGUUUAUGGACGCAAGUAAUUUGAAACUACAUUUGAAAGUACACACUGAAGAAAAUAAUUACAAGUGUGAAAUUUGUUUUCAGCAAUUCAAACUAGAUGAAAAUUUAAAGAAGCAUAGGAACGUUCACACCGUUAAAAUAUCUUUGGAUGCGGAUGAGACAGUUCACACUAGAAAAGCGCCUUACAAGUGUAACAUUUGUUUUAAGCAGUUUAUGGACGCAAAUAAUUUGAAACUACAUUUGAAAGUACACACUGGCGAAACACCUUACAAGUGUGAAAUUUGUUUUAAGCGAUUCAAACAUAAAAUAUCUUUGGAUUUGCAUACGAAAGUUCACACUGGAGAAACUCCUCACGAGUGUGAAAUUUGUUUUAAGCAGUUCACUGCAGAAAGCAAUUUAAAAGUACAUUUGAGAGUGCACACUGAAGAAACGCCUUACAAGUGUGAGAUUUGUUUAAAGCGGUUCAAACAUAAAAUAUCUUUGGAUGCGCAUACGGAAGUUCACACUGAAGAAAUGCCUUACAAGUGUGAGAUUUGUUUAAAGCAGUUCAAACAUAAAAUAUCUUUGGAUGCGCACACGGAAGUUCACACUGGAGAAACGUCUCACAAGUGUAACAUUUGUUUUAAGCAGUUUAUGGACGCAAGUAAUUUGAAACUACAUUUGAAAGUACACACUGAAGAAAAGAAUUACAAGUGUGAGAUUUGUUUAAAGCAGUUCAAACAUAAAAUAUCUUUGGAUGCGCAUACGAAAGUUCACACUGGAGAGACGCCUCAUAAGUGUGAAAUUUGUUUUAAACAAUUUUCUACAGCAGGUUAUUUGAGUAUACAUUUAAAAGCACACACUAGAAAAAAGAAUUACAAGUGUGAAAUUUGUUUUAAGCAAUUCAAAAUAAAUGAAAAUUUAAUUAAGCAUAUGAACGGUCACACCGAUGAACAACGUCAUAAGUUUUAUAAAUGUGAGAUUUGUGGUAGUCAGUUUAGUCAUAAAAGUUAUUUUGAUAGCCAUACUAUGUAUUAUCACCGUAAACAAACAACUCGGAAAUAUCAAAUUUUAAAUUACGUAAUGAACGAUCACAAUUCCAAAGGACGUUAUAGAUGUAAAAUCUGUUUUAAGUGGUUUGUUCAAAAAGAUUCUUUAAAAGAACAUAUGCUUGAUCACUCCGGAGAAUAAUCUCAAUGUAACUAUAUAUCUACAGCUGCCUGCGGUCAGUGAAUAGUUUACACCACAGAUUCCCAAACAGGGAACAGAGAAAGAAGCAUUAACGAAACUCACGAUAGGGUAUUAAUAUCAGAAGGAGAGCUACAAGAACGAAUAAAAAAAUUUAAAAACAUAAAAGCAUCUGGUCCUGAUACGAUAAACAAUGAACUGCUAAAAUAUGGAAGAACAACACUAUUCGUUGUGUGCAAGUACUUGGAGGCGAUACGAGAAACGAGCGUGCGUGAAUAGCGGAGAAAUCUUGCUACUUUCUUAAAUAAUUCAUAUUGUCAAUUGAAAUUGUCAAAUUGACGUAUAUUUCAUGCCUACUGUCAUUGAAGAAGAAAAAUUAUAUGUUGCUCCACAAUGUUGAUAUGGUAUGCAAUUAUUAUAUAAAAGUAAAUUUAAUCAAUUUUAUUUGUUUGUAGUACUGCAUUUUAAUAAUCAAUUUUAUUUACUACAUACAAUUGUUUACCUUUUAAUACCAUAGCCUAAAUCUUACUUUUUCUUCUUAAUAAUUUUUUUGGGCUACGGCCUUGACGAUUAUCCAGCAACCAGGGAUGGGAUUCUGUGUACAAUCGCUAACGCCGAUCGCUUUCUAUCAAUAUAUUUGAAUUUUUAGUUUUAAUUCAAAUAUUUUCUUGUUUUACUAAGUGUCACUUCAGCAUCAAUUAGAGUAUAACCUAGCAAAACUAGAAAAUAAUUCAAUUAAAGCUAAAAAUUCAAAUAUUUUCACGGCAAUUGACAUCGAUAGAAAGCGACGUGUAGAUUAUCUACAGUGCACGGAAUCUAGCCCCAGGACUAAUAUAAUUGGCCAAAAGAAUUAAAAGUGCGAAAAUUGUUGCUGAUCUAUGAAACCUCUCGCGGUGUUAAACUUGUACUUUUCUGAUAAAAUUGUUCAAAUUCAAUGCACAAAACUGCCACUAUCAGCGCUGGCGAAAACUGUCAAAUCCCCUCUACUCAUCGGCUCACAGCGGAUGCUUCGAUACGUAUUCGCAUCGAGUUUGCAUACGGUUCGUUUUGCGAUCUCGCGUCGAGUGUUCGUAAUCCCGCCCCUGGUGUCAGGUGCAUAGAUGUAAUAACACAUAGAUUAUGCAAAGUCCGAAAAAUAGCGUAACGCGGAGCAGUUCGGGUCGGUGGUCUAUCUAUCUGUCUCUAGCGGCGCGCGGCGCUUAGCUUUCUCUAGCAUAUGAUCGCCGCUGCCUCUGUGUCUCUGUCGUUCCAUUACUCUCACCCUUCACUUGUUAUUUUUAUAGUAUCAUGCUCUCACCAAUUGGUAGAUACGCUCACACUCGUACCACAGCAUAAUAAACGAGACCAGCAAGGACACUCCCCGAUGCCGCCUUUGAAGUUGAAAAGUACAGAGUCGCCAUUUUGCGCGUAGUACAUCUCAGUGGUGAUGUGAUGUGUUCGUUCAUCAGUGUUGCCGAUGUCACUAUAUGAAAUUAUAUCAAGCCACCGCUAAAAUGAUCAGAUUUUGCCAAAAAUUAUGUUAAAAUUUUUGAUCUUGGUAGUUUCUAAGGGUAAUAAAAAUACAUUAAGAAAAAAGUUAGUUUAUUCAACUUAACUUGUUAAUUCAAAAAUACUUGUAACAAAAUUAUAUGUAAUAUUAUCAUAUAUUAUACUAUAAUAAAACUUCAUCUGGAACGCUUUCAACUAAAAUUUCCUCAUCCUCAUCUUGUGAAAAUGAAGACUUUAUGUGAUUAAAAUAAUUUAACAUUUUUUGUCUGUUUGAAAGGAGUAACCAUUCUUUUACUCCUUCACUUUUGCUAACACUAAUUUAAUAUUUGCUCACAAAUCGCAUUUAAACGUCGACAAACAACGAUAUCUAAGAAAACGUGAUUUUUUUAUUUCUGAAAUGCUGCAGUAUCAGUUAUAUUGCACUAACUUUAUUACCCGUAAGAUAUUCUUUUUGAAUAUUUUCUGGAAUUUCUGCAAAAGAUUAACAAUACAAUCGCCAUUCAUCGUCAAUAUUUUGUGUUAUGUCCCAAUUAUUGACAUAAUUCCCACAGGCAUACGUAUAAAAUUAAGCUAAAUAAUAUUUAUUAUUAGAAUGUCAUAAAAGUUAAGUAAAUCUGAUAAUUAUGUACAAAUCGGCAACACUGUCGAUUUUCUACACUGUCUGGUACUACGCGAAAAAUGACCGACGAUCUGCGUAGUAAUAGUGCGCGAACUUUUCCCGCCUUCUAGUGUGUCACUGCUAUUUUUAUUAUGCUGUGCUCGUACGACAACGACAGACAGAGAUAGCUAGACCACCGUAGUUGAUUGGCGUUACACCCCGAUGCCACAGCCAUAGCCACCUUUACUUAACAAGCCAUGAAGUUGAAAGUUGGCAACAUCUAUUGGUAGACCGAUUAAUUCUGACAGUUCUCAUUUGUUUUUAAAUAAUUUUCACUGUAUUUACAGAGAAACUGAAAUAUUUUACAAUAUUUCGUGCUCCAAAUUAUAAAGAACAUUUAAAGGUAUGUUAUUAAGAUGAUUUUAGUUCAAUAUAUUUUUAUAUAAACUUGCGUGCAUAUAGAAAUCCGUCCACUUAAAAAUGUUGUCAUCUUUAAUGUCUUAUUUCCUAAAUCUGUUGGCAGAUUUAAGUGAUUUUUUAAUAUGUUAUAGCCUAAUUCUUUUACAAUACCGCUGUAAUAAUAUUGUUGCUAACCAGUUAAAUUUUUAUGGUGUACCGGGCAUUUAUAAAAUACUGAAAUUAAAACCCAACUAUAGACUCCGGUUUUCUUAACAUUCUGUUUUUUUGAUUAAUUCGCUUAUGUUUAACAACUAUAUUUGUUCUUUAUCAAUUCAGGGUGUUUCUAAAUAAGUGCGACAAACUUUAAGUGGAAAGGAACAAAAUGUAAAAUUUUGACGCCUGUAUUUUAAAUGUAAUCAUUUUUUUCAAAUCCUGAGAAAACUAAUAAGUAUUUUUGAAAAAUUUAAACGCAGAAGGAAAGAUUACUUUAUUGCCGAGGGCAGAAAGUCCCUUACAAUGAAUAAAAUGUUUUUUAAUGACAUAUUUGAAACUAAAAAUCACAUUAAAUUUUCUUAAUUUUUCACCCCUGUAACUUAUUAAAAUAAACAUAGAAGUUUUCAGGGACUUUCGGCCCUCGGUCCUAACGUAAUCUUUCAUUCUGCGUUUAAAUUUUUCAAAAAUACUUAUUAGGUUUCUUAGGAUUCGAAAAAAAUGAAUCCCGUUUAUAUUCUUGUUAUUGCUUUUUUUGUAUAAUAAACGUUACUUA
This is a messenger RNA of Diabrotica virgifera virgifera (western corn rootworm), 6867 nucleotides long. Its product is annotated as zinc finger protein 493-like. Gene Ontology annotation, molecular function: RNA polymerase II cis-regulatory region sequence-specific DNA binding; DNA-binding transcription activator activity, RNA polymerase II-specific. The coding region runs from base 404 to 3619 and encodes 1071 amino acids. Gene Ontology annotation, cellular component: nucleus. The record is from RefSeq and is a predicted model, not a curated record. Gene Ontology annotation, biological process: regulation of transcription by RNA polymerase II. The transcript has 7 exons. Lineage: Eukaryota; Metazoa; Arthropoda; Insecta; Coleoptera; Chrysomelidae.